AACAAGAUUGCUCCCCUCCCACCUUACAUCUUAAGCUUCUGUAUCCUGACAAAUAAAUCGGUUUGGCAGUGGGCAGCCUUGAUUUUAGUUUUAAAAUUACUAGAAGGAUUUGAUAUCAUAUAUGUAAACAAAAUAGAGUGUCUACAACUCUCAAAAUCUGUGAACAUUGAUUACUUAAAAUACUCCUCCCAUUUUUAAGUAAUGGGUGCACCUGGGUGAGAAAAUGUUGAACCCAUCAAGAUUCAUCACUACCCUUUGUGCUUUUGCUAAGACCUGCUUACCACAUGCCCCUCCAUGAAACUGUCUUGUAGGCGCCUUUGUCUUAUGACACCACAUGAUAGCUUAUUGCCAUGAUGCUGGGACCCUGGCAACAUAUGUUGGUCAUCUGGAUACUUAUUGUUGUCUUGCCCCCUGCUAUAGGAAGGAAUGGGUUAAGUGCACUGAUGAGGUCUCAUUCUCUGCCACUGAUUCGGACCCUGCUGGACCAUGGGUCUCUGAUACCGGGAAUGUCGGUAAAGCAUGAUCUCAGUCUACAGCACCUACGCUUUAUGCUAGCAUUGUACAAGAGGUCAGCGGAUGGUGAUGGAAGGCCGAAGAUCAACAGACCAGGGGGAAGUGCAGUGAGGCUUGUGAGACCUGUCCAUCCAGCAUCCUUUAUUGCAAAGGAGCAGUCACAGAUGCAAAACCUUGAGUUCAACCUUCAUAAUGUAAAAGAGCUGAUGAGAGCAACUGUGAUGCAUCCCUGGGCACUGCGUUUUGGGGAUAAUAAUUACUACUUCUGCAGUGUGGAACUUCUGCCAAGUGCUGGUGCCUACUUGAAGACAAGAGUACCCCCAGGAAUUCAGACGUGGGCUGAGACAGAUAUCACACCUCACAUCAAGCCUCUAGUGGAAAAUUCAAAUCUAACAUUAAACCUUCAACUGAUAUGUAAGCAUAUUGGGAAACCAAUCAGAGUUCCAUUGGCCGUUUCAGCCUCUCACAUCCCUUUCUUGCUUAUUUAUUUCAACCACACUUUUCAUAACCGUGCCAAAGAGAAGACGGUAACUGAAGUUCCAGAGGCUGGUAUGUCAGGCAUACUGGUAAGGAAGCCACGUCAAUCAGGGACUAUUGGCAUUAAGCUUCCAAAGAUUCCCAACCAGAGUGGACAGUCUAAGAAUCAUUGCGCUCUACAUCCUUUCUGGGUUAGCUUUCAUCAGCUUGGAUGGGAUCACUGGAUCAUUGCUCCACAUAGGUACAAUCCUGGAUACUGUAAGGGAGACUGCCCCAGACUGCUUCAUUCAGGGUAUAACUCUCCCAAUCAUGCCAUUAUUCAGAACUUCAUUAAUCUGGUGGUGGACUGGAAUGUCCCACGUCCUUCUUGUGUCCCUUACUCCUACAGUCCAAUCAGUGUUCUUAUGAUAGAACCAGGAGGAAGUAUCCUUUAUAAAGAAUAUGAAAAUAUGAUGGCGGAGUCUUGCACCUGUCGAUAAAGGAAAGGGAUGUUUACCAGUCGCCAAGCCGGAAAAAAAAUAUCAAGCACUUUAUAAAGCCACUUUAACUUAAUCUACUUGGAAAAAUGUAUGUGUAUAUAUAUAUGUGUGUGUGUGUUUGUGACAUGAGCCAAGUUUAUAGAUGUGACUUAUGAACAGGUCUUCCAUGUGGUCAUGUAAACUUAUCCCUUUCUCACCCCAAACUGAAAAUAAAUUCUUUUUUCACUUUUUGUAA
Molecule: messenger RNA, 1704 nt
Organism: Pseudophryne corroboree (corroboree frog)
Lineage: Eukaryota; Metazoa; Chordata; Amphibia; Anura; Myobatrachidae
Gene: BMP15
Product: bone morphogenetic protein 15
Exons: 2
Coding region: 351-1469 (372 amino acids)
Cellular component (GO): extracellular region
Molecular function (GO): growth factor activity; cytokine activity
Source: RefSeq, a predicted model, not a curated record